UUCCCAAAAACUAACCCCUCUCUAAAACGACGAGCUAAAAAAGGGUCGAGUUAUCUUUAAUUACCGUUCAUUUACGACUUUUAUUUUGGAAGCAAAAUAUCAAAAUCUACCCGGAAGUGAAAUCAACUUUAUUUCCUAUUGUUGAUACAGUCUGGCGUAACUCCGCAUCUCCUUCUUUAUCGAACCCGGGGUUUUAUCAUGAGUUUUAGCUGCGAGUGAGGCUCAGUUUGUUGCACUGUUUAUUUAUUUAUUUUUUGCUCGUUUUUCCUCUCUUUUCGGCUAAAAAAUAAAAGAAAGAAAGGAUUUAUUGUUGAGAGACUAAAGGCGCGAGUCUUUCUCUCGCCAUGGCCGAGCCGCGUUGUUUUCAAACCCAGCUGAACUCCAUCAUGGAGAUCAUGAGCAGGGCGGUCGUGAGGCAGAUCUGCAAGAUCGUAGACAGCGACUUGGCGUCUUUACGACUGGAGCUGGAGCGCGCGCUUCACGACAACGCGGCUCUGGGAGACAAAAUGCGCGUGCUCGAGAGCGAAGUGGAAACUCUGCGGAAAGCGGGAGCGCGCGCUCCGCGCAAGAGCUGCCGGUCUGUGUGCAUCCAGACAUCAGAAGUCGCUCCACCAUCCAUUAACGGCAUCUUCGGGAAGGAGUGGUGCUCCAGUCUGUGGGACAGGAGGCCCAGGACAGAAGAGGCGGCGGUCGAGGUGGAGCCGGAUGUGUCUGAUGAGCCUGAAAACGAUGAAGACAGCAAUGUGCGUGCCAUCAAAGAGGAGGUUUCUGAACAGGAAAUCUGCGUCAUCCAUCCAACAUCAAGGCGCAGAAGAAAGACGACCUCCGCUUCAUCAGAUCGUCAUGACGUUUCAGAAGACAUGGCUGAUGACAACGCCAAUGACGACGACAUACACUUCAUAUCUGCAGGAUUUCCGGAGACAUCCGACGUCGACACCAUGGCGCCGGAUUCGCCGAGAGCCGCCGCAACAAAGCUCAUAUCUAUGGAUGGCACUGUUCAGCAUGUCAUAGUGUCGGGCGAUGAUGAUGACAAUGACGAUGAUGAUGUUGAGGAAGAAGGUCAGCUGGAGUUUGAGCAGCACUGCAUGCCCAUUGAGUUUAUGGAGGGUGAACGAGGAGAAGCCGCAGUAUUUGAGAGACAGGAUGAGGUGGAGCAGGAGGUGGAGCAGGACAUUUUAACCGAUUCAGAGUAUAUGACCGGCUCAGGUGGAGGUAGCGGUCACAUUUUUAAUUACUUCGACAGAUUCAAUAUACAUCAGCAACCCGGUCCAGGCGACGACUCGGGCAAGACGGACUUCACCUGUCCCGAAUGUGGGAAGACAUUCUUGCGCAGGAACGGUCUCACGUUGCACAUGAAAAGUCACCAAAAGCAGAACGCGCACGCGUGCCGCACCUGCAAAGUCGUCUUCCCGCAAAAGAACCUCCUUCGAACUCACAAGUGUCUGCCUCCGGAAAAAACGCCUGCCAAAACGGCAGACAUGAGGUUCCGCUGCGAGAUGUGCGGCAAAUAUUUUCACUCCAAAGCCAACCUGAAGGUUCACUACGCCGUGCACACGGGAGAACGGCCUCACACGUGCAGCUUCUGCGGAAGAGGCUUCUCACAGAAAGGAAACCUUACCACUCACGAGCGCAUCCACAAGGGAGAGCGGCCGUACAUCUGCACCAUCUGCGGGAAAAGCUUCACGCAGAAAGGCAACCUGACUCACCACCUGGCUAUUCAUAGCAAGAUAAACGGCAGAAUGAGGAACUCUGUUGAAAAAUGGCAGUGACUUUAUUAUUAUUAUUAUUUUUAUUUUUUUUUACAUGCAGUACGACAAAAAACUGUUGUAUUGAUUUCAUCUCUGGAAAGAAAGUUUUUUAAUCAAAUUUUAUUUCACUUACUGUCUUUCUCUGUUUGUCAGUUUUUUUCAAGUCUUUCAACACUUUGUUUUUUCAAGCGUUUUUUCUAGGUUCUUAACACCAAAAUUACAAGAAACAAAUAAGCUAAUGUGAGAAUUUUGUGUAACUAAUGCCUGAGCCACACUAGAAGAGAAUCAGGCUGAUUCUUGCAGCCGUUUCGUCCUGAUUUUAGGCUGGUCUUAAACAGUUGUGGGUGUGGAGUGUGUGUAUAAACAGAAAUAUGAAUUGGGCUGCGUGGAAAGCAAAAAAUACUUCCUGCAGAAACAAUGUUCAGCUGGCUUUCACGAACGACAUGACGUAAUCACGGAGCGUCGUGUGUAGGCUUCGCUCAUUGGGUCAUGUGUCAAAGACAAGCCUGUGAUUGGUGCAACCACCAAUACAUAACUGCAGAGAGUAUGGAGUUUGUAAGUGUUUUUUUUUUUUUUUUUGCGUAAUCCUCGUAGACGUCGUCUACACAUUAAGCACUCCUGAGCGAGGGCCAGUACGAAGCUUGUUAACUUGCGAAGGUGGUUUUGUCUUCGCACAAUCCUCCGAGACAUUGUCUCCACCUUUGGCAGCUGUAUUGCAUAAGCUCCGCCUCUCAGUAACGAACCAAUCACCUUGUUGGUUAGCAGACAUGCAGAACCUAUUAGGGUAUUAACACAGGGUGCUUCGCUUGCCAUUUCCAUAGAUCUCAUGUUACUUGCUCACAGAUUUUAACACUGACUUCAAAUCUGUGUUCGAAACAUCAUAUCUGGUUUAUAGAAACUGAACAGAACUGUUCGAGAGUAGCACCAAGAUGGCCGCCGAAUAGAUCUUAACUCCUCUGAUCUACACGGUCCAGUCAUGGCCCCAGUUUAAAAUCAUAAAUAAUAAAUAUUUUCCAUGUUCACCACUCAACAAUGAGGGAGUGUUCGUGAACACUGGCUCGUGUUCUAUCGUGAUCAAUAUAAUCAGUGAGAGCUAAACUCUAGUCAUCUGUAAUCUUGUUUGUUCAGGAGGAACUCCAUGAGAUUCUACGAUCUGAGUUCAUUAUUCUUGAGCAGAACCUGAAAGCGUGUGGUGUUUUAUUCUGGGAGGAUGAUCCAGGAAAAAAAAAAAAACAUAUGUCAUCAUAUCUGGCAUCUCUCAUACUUUUUAACGUCAGUUAGGAUGGUAUAAAUGUCAUAGUGUGGCCCAGGCAUAAAGCUUUAAUCUCAGCAUCUCGUUUCUAGUUCAUAUGUCAAUAGUUAAUCUCAAACUACACUUAUAAAAGAAACUUUGAAUUUGCAUCAGUAGUAUGGAUUUUAUGUACCAACCUCAAAUAUAUGAUGUAUUUUAGAAAAAUCUGGUGUGUUGUUCUCAGUGUGAUGAUGAUAUGAAGCACCUUCUACAUACCUUCAAGAAAUUAUAUAUAUACAGUUCUGUGCAAAAGUCUUAGGCACAUGCAAAGAAAUGCUGUAGAGCAAAGAAGCCUUCAAAAAUAAUGAAAUUAAAUGUUUAAAUUAAAAAAAAUACUAUAAAAAGCAGUAAACAGGAAUAAAAGAAACAAAGUCAAUACUGGGUGUGAUGACCCUUUGCUUUAAAAAUAAAUUAGUACUCUCAGGUACAAUUAGUGCAGUUUUAUAAGGAAAUGAGCUGUAAGUGUUACUGAGCAUCUUGCAGAAGCAGCCACAGUUCUUCUGGAGACUUUGACUGUCGACUUGCUUCUUAUUUCUGCAGCGAAACCCAGCAGCCUUCAUUAUGUUUUUAUCUGAAAAGUGUCUCUUAUAUAAUCUGCUGCUUUCUUUACUGACAUACAAACAUUGUUCUGUAACAUUUAAUUUUGUGCUGGAAAACUCAUGUUUGGAAUCUAAAAUGUUUUUGUACUGAUAAUGUAUGAUGUAUAAGUAUAUACUGUAUAAUAAUGUAGAUGAAUAAUGUAGAAGUCAUAAAAUACAAAUCUAUAACAAAGUUUGUACUAAAAAAAAAAUAUAGGGGGCCAAGACUUUUG
Pangasianodon hypophthalmus (striped catfish) is the source of this 3850-nucleotide messenger RNA. RefSeq names its product zinc finger protein 287. Gene Ontology annotation, molecular function: DNA-binding transcription factor activity; RNA polymerase II cis-regulatory region sequence-specific DNA binding. The record is from RefSeq and is a predicted model, not a curated record. Gene Ontology annotation, biological process: regulation of transcription by RNA polymerase II. The transcript has 4 exons. Lineage: Eukaryota; Metazoa; Chordata; Actinopteri; Siluriformes; Pangasiidae. Bases 345 to 1769 code for a protein of 474 amino acids.